AUGACAAAGCGACGGAAGCAGGUGUUACGAGCGUCUGCAACAUCAUUUGAGUCUGUUGUCCACGGGUGGGAGUGGGCGCAUGCCUCUCUUUGGAGCGAAGGCAACAAAUGUGGAGUUCGGAUGGCAGACACGAUUAUUCUGUACCACAACGCUGAAACUGGUCACAUCGACUCGUACUUGUGGUUAUUCACGGGGAAAAGUGGCACAAUCUCCCGCAAACGAAUGUCCAAGGAUGGCUCGUUGCCUGUAGCCAAGAUUUGCGAGAGAUUUUUGCAAUUAUCAGGUCGUUCAAGUGAAAAACAUGUGGAUUCCAUCGCUGUCGUGAAUUUCAUGGAUGGUACACGAAAAGUUGUGGGAAUCGACGAGUUUGAGGAGAUUUUGCACGCUCUGGAUGGCAAACGAGGUGUUUCGUCAUUUAUCAAGAAAGUUGAGGGUCUACAAGCAUAUAUUCCCUCCAUUGGUGACGAGAGUCAUAUUCAAGUGGAAUUUGAAAUUUCACGAGAUGGAUCUGCUGUGCCAAACGUCAUAAUUGAGCGAAGAGCGGGGUAUAUCAACGAUUCGACCAAACCUGCACCACUUCAGCUAUCGAGCAGUAUUAGCAAAGACGUGGAGAAAAUAACAGCCGAAGUGGUAAGUUAUUUAUCGAAAACCGCAGACGCUCAAAUUCUUGGCACUACGCUUGAAUUCGUGUGUCACAGUAACCAGACCGUGUGGUUAACGCACAUUUCGCAAGUCGAGCUCCAGCAGAAUCCCGAAAAAAUGACCGGACAAUUGUUACAGAAGAAAUCGUCAUUGCCAAAUCUCCAAUCAAAUGUCAUGGUUAAACCCGAAAUUUCUGCAAAAUGCCGCGGUGAAUUUUGUCUGAAUUCUAUAGUGUCACUACCUGGUCUCGCUCGAUUGGUUAACAUGCUGCGGGAUAAUGACAAUAACGUCGACAACGAUAUCGAUCAAGUGGUUCUGGAAGAUAAUGGGCAGAGAUUCAAGAUGGGCAAUAACAAUCUCCUUCUUGCGCACGCUGAACUUGAUUUUCUCAAAGAAACUUCUAAUUUCUCUUCUCAACUGGACGAUAACGCGUUGGCUUUGCAAUGGCAAGAAGCUGACAACGUGUUUCGUAUGGAACUUGGACGUUCGAACCCGACCCAGUUCUACAAGCAAGUGCCUGUAUGUUCCAAUUGUCAUCGAAUCUAUUCUGAACUCAACAAAAUCCGCGACACAGGCUUCCAAGUCCCUCAACAAAAAUCUGUCAACAUUGUUUCUAACCACGAUCAGACCGAGUCCAAUGGUGAGGAAUCACACGAUCCUUACGAGAAAAUGUUCUAUGAGGAGCUUGCGAAGCAGUCAGCAGCUAUCGAAGAGGAUAACAAGAAGAGAGUCUCGAAUGGACCUGAACUAGAUACAGAUCGACCUUCGAGCAGUUCAAGCUCAAGAGAACUCUCCGUUCUUCCUGCUCUUCAAUCAACCUCAAAACUCAAGAAAAAAACCAAUACAAUCGGGGUUUCAACGAGUAAUCAACAAUCGACGGAUCUUCUCAACGACGGACCGUUAGCCGAAAGAGUGACUGUCUUGGAGGCGGAAUUAUCACAAACCAAGCAAAAAUUAGCGGGUGUUGAAGCAAGAAAACAAAAAUUGGAGCAGGAAAUUCUGCAAACUCGAGCGCAGUGUACGACAAUGUUACGUGAAAAAGACGAUCAAACUCGAAAACAAUUACUGGAGUUAGAGUACAAUUUCCACUCGAAGCAAAGUCAAGUAAAACAUACCAGUGACAGCAGCGCAGGCGAUGAAAUCACGCGUUUAAUCGAGACAAUCGACUCGUUGAAUCUCCAACUGGACCAAUCAAAUAGAGACAAGGAACACGUGAAAAAACAACUCGUGCAAUCCCAACAACUAGAGCUCAAGAAACUUCACGAAAAAUAUCAACUUGACAUCGAAACUUUACGACUAAGUGAGCAUUCGGCCAAAGAACAAGUUGAAAGUUACCAGAUGCAAAUGUUGAGUCUCCAAAGUCAAGCGCAAGUGGCCACAACGCAGGCAAAAAACGCCAAAGCUUCUCUUGAUGAUUUAAUGAAGAAUAAAGUUCUCGUUUUGGAAGAGAAGAACCAACGUUUAGAGCGUCAAAUAGCCGCUUUGAAGCUCCAACAACGUAAUCAAGGACAAGCAUCAGGACCUGUAACAUUGGUAGCAUCGUCUUCUAUCGCAAAACAAGACGUGGAGGCGUUGGAGAAGCAUCUGAACAACAAGAUCGAGUACUUAAAAGCUCAACUUUCGUCCGAGAUGAAGUGCAAAGAAGAACUGGGUGCACAUCUCGCUCAGAUCACUAACGCUAUGGAACAAAUGAAGGUCGAUAAGCGUCAAGCUUUAGCGGAACAAGAAGAAGUUUUCAAGAAACAGACGGAGCGAAUUGAGACUGCUUUUUCUCAAGAAAAAGAGCUUUUGAACACGCAACAAGCAGCUUUACAGGGCAAAGUAGUGACGUUGCAGGCGAAUGUUACAGAUCUGGUUCAAGAGCUGACCAUGUGGAAAAGUAGAGAAGCCAACGCCAAGCUUGCGAUGGAGAAAAUGGUCGAAGAGAACGUUCGAUUGACUCGGCAACUCGUCGACGCUGAGAGUCAAGUAGAAACGCUUCAAGAAGAACGUAAACAAGACGCUGCAAAAGUUGGAACAAUGAGUGUAACAAACGCCAGUGAAGAGACCAAGCGGGUGCAAAUGGAGGCUUUGUUACGUCGUCUUGACAAUGAACGGCAGUAUUUAAAGAGUCAACUGGAAGAUCAGCAAGAAAUGAAGGAGAAAAGUCAAAAACAAGUCACAGAUCUGCAGUAUGAGAUGCAGGAACUUAAAGAUACGAUGGAAGACGCUUUAAGAGCUAGCGAGCAGAAAAUCAGUGCGUUACUGACUGAAAAACGCGCCCAAGAGCAGGAAUAUCGAGGAUCUAUCGAGUGUCUCGAGGAAGGGAAAAAGUUACUAACUCGACAGUUAAAAGAGGUUCAAACCAAGUUCGCAGAGGCCCGAGAGCAGUCGCUACUUGAACGUGAUGAGAUUGACAAGUCUAGGAUUGAAGUGAGUGAAAUGAGGGCGCAAUUGCUGGCAGCAAAGGAAGACAAUGUGAAAGAGCAACAUUACGCUAAAAGUGCGAGUGAGAGAAUGUCGAAAUCUUUGGCUGCAGUGAAAAAUUCGCUGAAAGUUAUGGAGGAAGAAAAGAAUAUGUUGAUCAGGCGUCUAGAAGAGGAGAAUGCGCUGUACAUGGGUAAGCUGGCGACGGUCCAAGGCGAGAUGUUGGUGCUGGAAGAGAAACUGGAGAAGGAGAAAAUUCGCGCUAAGAAGGAGAACAUUUCGACAAAUUUUGCAUUAGUGAUUAGUGAGAAAUUUGCGAUAUGGAAGCUACGAGUUCAAUUUCGAGCUUUUUCUCAGGUGAAGUUACACGCCAGUGUAGAGCGUUUACAAGCGAAUCAAGAGCGAAGAAGAGCUGAAGAGCUGGGGAGACUGGAGGAGCGAUUGCGCGAUGAUUACAUGGCAAAAUGUGACGAAAUGACGCAGACACUUCAUGAUGAACGUCUUGAAGCCAUUCGAAGGAUAAAAGAGGAGCACGAUAAAGAUCGAGAGGAGCUGAAUGAGUUCUACAUACAAGAGAAGUCUCAACUGCAAGAAGAUCUAACAGCAGUCCAUACAGCCCAAAUGCAGCAGAUGAAGGAGAAGUUCGAAACCCUCUCAAAAUCGAUUGAAUCAGACGCACAAAACACCAUUCAAGAGCUUCAAACCGAGAAUGACAAGCUCCAACAGAGGAAUACGCAAUUAUCUGAGGAGUUAGCAGAGAUGACACAAAAGUGUAAAGUGAUGGCGAGUACUUUUGAAGACGAACUUGGUGCAUUGAAAGUGGAUUGGGAGAGUAAACAAGAAAAUUGGAAAGCAGAACAAGAAGUUCUUCAUGCAACAAUUCAAGCACAACGCGAACAGUUUGACGAUAACUUGAGCUCGGAAAGGAGUAAUCUUGAGCUGGAUUAUCUACAUGAGCUGGAAAUUAUACAGUCAAACCACGAAGCGGAUCUAACUGAGCGUUCCAAAGAAUUUACUGCUCAACUUAUGAUGAAUUCUGAAGAAAUUAGUCAGCGAUAUGCGGAAUUUCAUGCGGCCACGAUCUCUAUGAUGAUAAUUAAGCAUCGUAAUGACAUGGAGAAGGAGAUUAGCGAGGUGACUCAGCGUUGGCAGAGCGAAAUGGAUACACGUCGUGAAGAACAGGAAAAAGCUCUUCAAGACGCAGUGGUGCAAGCUGAUCUCAAGGCAAAUCAACGACUGAUAUCGAUGCAGAAGGAUAUGAACGAGCGUAAAGGUACCGCUGUUGUUAAGUGUACAUCCAAGUGGCAACGAGCGAUGGAGGAGCUCCAGGAACGGCAGGAAAUGGAAAGAAAGAUGGCGUACAAUGAAGGUCUUCAAGAUCGAGAGAAAGAAUGGCAACAAGCAGCAGUGCAAAUCAAGGAGCGACAGCGUGAAGAACUUGAUAAAGUUCAGCAAGAGGCAGUGGCAGCGAUUCGAGCGGCGGAAGAGCGGCAUGAGAUGAAAUUUCAAGCUCAACUUGCUGAGUUGAAAAUUCAGUUAGAACAGCAACAUUCACAAGCGCUUCAGAAUAUUUCGGAGGAGAUCACAACACGUGAACGAGAGCGCGCUCAGGAGCAUUUCGAUGCUAAUGUUGAAGUGAUGGAACAAGAACUGACUGCUAAGUGGACGGAGCAACUUGAACAGCAAAAAUUGGAGUUUGAACGGAAAUUUGACGAAGAAAAAUCACGCUUAACUGCAAAAUUUGUCGAGGAAAAAGAGGCUGUGAUUCAAGAACUACGUGAAGCCCACGAAGAACAGCGUGUGCAGUUGGAUCAAGGUUGGAGUGAAAAACUGGAGGCUCUUGUUGCGAACACAGUAAAUUCUCAUGAAGAGCAACUUGAAUCACUUCAUGAAAAUCACCAUCGUGAAAAGGAAAAAUUGUCAGAUCAGCUCCAAUCGCAAUAUUCGCAACAGCUAGAGGAACAAUUGAGAGAUCAGGAAACCAGACUACUGCGUGAACAAGAAGACGCCAUCGCUCAAGUGCAAGAAGACUCAGAGAAAUUAAUUGAGCAAGUAGAGCGUGCGAUGACCGAGUUGAAGAAGCAAAAAGAGCACCUUGAGACUGAACUUGGGUCGCUUCGUUCUGCACUUGAAGAAGCUGAAGACGCUCAAUUUGACGCUCAAGAAAGCUUCAAGAAACAGCAGAAACAGGCUGCAUUCCAUGUCAUUCACCUCGUUAUGUCUGCCAUGAGAAAAAUCAACGAAGAAGUUCAGGCAAGACAAAUGUCACGAAACGAGAUGGAAAUCCAAGUUAAUCGGAUGAAAUCCGAAAUUUCUGAUGAAAAAUCGCGCUGGGAAGAGCUCAUGAGCAAAAUCCGUGAAGCUUGGGCACAAGUGCAAGUUCAACACGGUGAGAUGACUCAAACAUUGACGAAUUAUAAACGUGACGAAUUGGUCGCUCACCGGAGCUCCAGUGCUGUGUUAUCCAACGAAAUUUCGAUUGUCAUGAAACAAUUGGAAGAAGUGGAAGAGAUGAAAAUCACAUUAGAGCGGGAUGUGGAAUCUCUCCAAACCGAAGCGCAGACCAUCGAAGCUUCACUCCGAGACCUUAUGCUGCAGUCCGGUAACAAUGCAACGCUGAAUAUGGCGGUGGUAGCCAAGAAACGCCGACUGAACGAAGAGUUUGAAGCUCUUCUGGAACGAAUUGAGAAAAAGAAGGUGGAAAUUCGAAAUGUGGACCAAACGUUGUCGUCAUUACGAGCCAGACGAGAAGAGAAAGAGCACGAGAUGAGGGCCAUGGAACGCAAACUGGUUGAGAUCUUAGUGCAGCAGCAGAAACAAAUGUUGCUGCUUGUUUCUGCUGUACGAGAAGUGUCACUACCAACUACUGCCAGUUCAGAACAAUAA
Messenger RNA from Phytophthora nicotianae INRA-310, 5934 nucleotides. RefSeq lists its product as hypothetical. Lineage: Eukaryota; Oomycota; Peronosporomycetes; Peronosporales; Peronosporaceae. The transcript has a single exon. The record is from RefSeq and is a predicted model, not a curated record. Bases 1 to 5934 code for a protein of 1977 amino acids.